AAAACUCAUCAAACUUAAAUAAUCUGUACCAUUACAAGUGGGCUAAUCCACAACAUUUAUCAAAAAGCAACAUUUUCAUAUGCCAAGAGGAUAGAAAUCUAGAGAUAAAAAGGAACAUGAAAUUGAAAAAAGAGAUAAGAGGGAAAUCUUGCAAUCAGAAAAUUUCUGGAUUGCUGCCUCCCUAAUCAUCCACAGAGUGACAAAGCAAUGGAAAUGAGAUGGCGGAAGAGGGAUGAAAUUUUUAAAUUUAUUCAUGGAACAAAUCCUACUGAGCAUAACACCCAAUCACAAGCCAGAACACCUUCAUGGGUGAGAUUAGAGUUUCCAGAGAUAUCAAAACGCUAUUAAAAAGCAUGAUUUUUUUUAGAGAGGGAUAAUGGAGAGAAGACACAGAGAAUUUGACAGGAAUCUUCAAAGAUAUGAAGCGUAGUAGUAGUUGGUAGCAUUCAGUCAUUACCUACAUGUAGGUAUUGCCUAUAUUGACAUCCAGAUUUGUGGUUGUUGUGUACUCCCUAUAAAGGAAAGCAGGUGAAGUUUUGGACUAACUUCGAGGGGACUGAUACUAUUUGAGAGAAUCCAGGACCCAUCAGAAGGCUACCCUAUAUUUCCUUUUCUGGAUCUAAUUUAGAAGCGUGAAUUAGUAUAUUUUGGAAUACAUAGUGUAGUGACAGCAGAGAUAUAAGACUUGAAUUCAACUCUUUUUUUUUAUUCAGCAUCUUGGAUAUUGAAGAAAAAAAAGAUGAAGUUACAGGUUCAGCAUAUGAUUGAGGUGGCCUUACUUUUCCUUCUCAAGAUCACCAUGCUCAAAGCCACUAUCCCAACAUCCACUCCCAGUCCUAGACAGCCUGUGAAGGGUGAUCCUGUCUGCAAGGGACCUAUCCUCUGUCCGAUCUGUCCUCCAGGACCACAGGGUAUUCCAGGUGUCGCCGGUCCACCAGGUCUUCCUGGUAGAGAUGGUUUAAACGGUGUACCAGGUCCUUCUGGUGUACCAGGACUUAAUGGCCAAAGAGGCGACAAGGGAGACCCUUGCUGGGGAUGUUGUGGAUCCAACCAUGCAGGAGGUCCCAGUGCAUCCAAUCCAAGCACAACAUGGGGGAGAACCAUCACUCCACAAAACCAGAUGUUCCGUUCAGCUUUCACAGCAGUUAGGACAUUUGACCUUCAUGGGCAUGGUGAUGUUCCCAAAGAUCUGAACUUUAAUCUUAUCCUAGCUAAUGUUGGCGAUCACUUCAACAAUAAGACCGGCCACUACAAAUGCGCCUUUAAUGGAACAUACUUCUUCUCCUUCAGUAUCGGACACAAUCGUGACACCCUUGUCAUCCUCGUGAAAAACGGCCAGAAGACAGUCGGCAUACAUGGGGACUCCAGCAACCAUCUGAGGCAGUCUUAUUCAAACAGUGCUAUCAUUGACUUGGUUGUGGAAGAUGAAGUUUGGCUCCAGAUAGAACCAAGGCAUGCAGUAAGUGGAACUACUGACCGUUUCACCAGCUUCACUGGGUUUCUUCUCUAUCCAGCUUUGCCAACCAGUGAUUGAAAUUUAUAACCCAAAGUUUUUGUAGCACACAUGAGACUGUACUGUACAAUGAAUGUUUAAACUUCUAUACAGGUAUGAG
Lytechinus variegatus (green sea urchin) is the source of this 1613-nucleotide messenger RNA. RefSeq names its product complement C1q subcomponent subunit C-like. NCBI's taxonomy places the organism in Eukaryota, Metazoa, Echinodermata, Echinoidea, Temnopleuroida, Toxopneustidae. The coding region runs from base 740 to 1534 and encodes 264 amino acids. The transcript has 2 exons. Gene Ontology annotation, molecular function: protein binding. The record is from RefSeq and is a predicted model, not a curated record.